AUGAGGAUACUGCAGCGUCUGGGAACCCUUCUCCUGGGACUGCCUAUUCCGGUUUUCUGUGAGCACUCGCCAUUAUAUGUAUCCAGCCACCGCGAGCAACCACCAUUGCAAGGCGGGGUUGGUGCCAGGCCACCACUUCUCCCUUCGCCGCCGAGGUUAGGACCACCACCCGAUGGACCGGCAGUUAAGGGCCAUGCAAGCCGCUGGAGGAGGGAGAGGAAAAGGCAGGCGACCAAUGCCAACGACCCGUCGAGCUUGGGACAAGCCCCCGUUGCGUUGCAGAAUGCGACAGUCGUCUCUACAGAAACCAUCACUCUCACCGUUACGUCCUUCACAGGCGCACCCGAGACGACAGUGGUCGUUGUCACCGAGACGGAGGUUCUAACAUUUGUUGAUCCAGCCCAGCAGACGCAAACAUUGACGUCUACGGCUGCCGUCUUGUUUAGCCGAGCAAGGAGGACACUCAGGAAUGCGCCGCCAACCUUAUCACCAGGAACACCAGCACUAGUACAUACACCAACGGUCCCUGGAACUCCCAACCCCAUUUUGGCGCGAGACAAUGGUCCGGCAUUUGCAAAAAGUAGUGCACCCUCGGAUUUUCCGAGGAGGUUAAGGCCAGGAAAACGAGACGAUGCUGGCCUCGUCAGCAGAGUCACCUCCACAAGCACCGUGUUUGCGCGGAGUGUAGUGGUGGAAAUGGUCACCAACACAGUAUUCUCGGCCGUGACUGUCGCCCCCAACGCGGUCACGACUGUUGUUGUUACAACGACCGUCUUUGUAACCCAAGGGCCGAGUACAAGCUCGACACGGGGUAGUAUCUCGGGUACUUCCUUUACAUCUUCUACAAACUUAUUUGCUUCGCCGAGCCGUUCCGCCACAAAUUCCUCGCUCUUGACCUCUUCAGCUUUGACGUCAAGUUCACUUACGGAAAUACCCCUGACGACAUCCCAAACCGGCACGGCAACGAUCCCGACCACCACAGCUACAGCCAUUCCCGCUCCAGCAAUUGCAUCCUCUUCUCUGCCAUCCGGCCAGAUAGCAGGAAUAGUCCUAGGCGGCAUUGUCAUCCUCUUCCUUCUCUUCCUCGCGGCCUACUUUGCCCGCCGCAUCGUCCAGAAGCGCCGCUCCGUCCGCGCCCAGCAACGCCAGCAACUCACACCCCCCGAGGAGGCUGCCAAUCCCAAUUCCAAACUCAACCCCGUCAUCGGUCCUAAUAAACGCGGAAAUGGUACUGGUUCAGCAGCAGUAGCACGCGUCAGAUGGGCGUCACCGCCGACCGUACCGCCCUCGGCCUCAGUAGGAGCAGCAGUGCACAACAACAACGAUAACAAUAACAACAUGCCAGAAGAUGCAACGGGGCGCGAAGGCGAAGUGCGCAUCGUGAUACGCCCGGCGCCGAAACGCAGAACGCAGAGUUCGCAGCUCUGGCCUUUCUCGCCAGGCCAUUUCGAACGAAGCGGAGGCGGACAGAAUCAGGCUCAGGCGCAGGGUCAGGGGCGGGAUUUUUACUUUACCAAAGAGGCGGGCGUUCUGAGCGCUUCACCCGCUGCUACGGGAACGGGAAUGACGACGCCGGACCCGGCGGCGUGGAGCAUUGAUAGUGAGCGAGGCAGCUUGCAGGAGUAA
Molecule: messenger RNA, 1626 nt
Organism: Canariomyces notabilis
Lineage: Eukaryota; Fungi; Ascomycota; Sordariomycetes; Sordariales; Chaetomiaceae
Exons: 1
Coding region: 1-1626 (541 amino acids)
Source: RefSeq, a predicted model, not a curated record